Messenger RNA from Lingula anatina, 2408 nucleotides. RefSeq lists its product as uncharacterized. Gene Ontology annotation, molecular function: carbohydrate binding; calcium ion binding; metalloendopeptidase activity. NCBI's taxonomy places the organism in Eukaryota, Metazoa, Brachiopoda, Lingulata, Lingulida, Lingulidae. The record is from RefSeq and is a predicted model, not a curated record. Gene Ontology annotation, biological process: proteolysis.
AUGGAAAUAAGUGCAGUUUGUGAGUUUUCGUUUAAUUCAAACGAGGAGAAAACGACAGAUAGGAUUAGAAACGAUUCUGAAAGUCAAACUUCUGAUGGCUCAGAGAGAAGUGGCAGUGAGAAACGUACAGGGAGCUCUAAAGAUGAUUCUGGUGCACAAUCGAUAGAAGAGGGUCAGAGACCCAAAAGAAAACGAAGAGAGUGCAAAACUACUUCUGAGUACAAUUUUAGAUAUUCAUCGAUAAUAAAUCGCAUAAACACUGAACGCAAGAGGAACACUCGGAAAGAACCGAAACCAAAGUCAAAGCCGCCGCCGCUCAGCAAAUACCGCCGCCGCACCGCUAACGCCAGGGAGCGUGAUCGGAUGAAAGAAAUGAACGACGCUUUUGAGACAUUACGCACCGUCAUACCGUCAUACCCCGUGGGCGACGACGGUCUUAAAGUGACAAAGAUCACCACACUGAGACUGGCACUGAAUUAUAUCAAAGCUCUUAGAGAUACUUUAGGAUAUGCUUCAUCUGACUCUCUAAGUGACCAGUGUUUCAGCCCAGGGAGUUCGGAAGGGGGCGCGGUCUCCCCUCUGCCAAAUCACAUCCCCCCUCCCGAUGUCGAAAUGAGGUCACCACCAGGCAGUGGUUUGGACUCAGAAGUUUCUGCCGUGAACGAGUGUGCUACAAGCAAUGGUGGUUGCGCCCAGGUUUGCACUGAUACAGCGGCCUCCUUUACGUGUUCCUGUAACCCUGGGUUUAUGCUGGCUGCCAAUGCGAUGGAUUGUAAUGAUAAAAACGAAUGUGCCAUAAGCAAUGGUGGUUGCGCUCAGGUUUGUACCAACACGGCGGGAUCAUUUACGUGUUCCUGUAAUACCGGGUUCACACUGGCGGCGGAUAUGAUGGGAUGUAAUGAUAAUAACGAAUGCGCCAUAAGCAAUGGUGGUUGCGCUCAGGUCUGUACAAACACGACAGGAUCAUUUACAUGUUCUUGUAAUACCGGGUUUAAACUGGCUGCGGAUAUGUUGGCAUGUGAUGAUGUGAAUGAAUGUACUACAGCUAACGGCGGGUGCGCUCAGAUUUGCACGAAUACUGUUGGUACUUUCGUGUGUUCUUGUAAUCCUGGGUUUGCCCUUGCAGCAGACUUGAGGUCUUGUGUUGUUGUCACAGAUGUAGAUGAAUGUUUGAAUUCUAAUGGAGGUUGUGAACAAUUAUGCACUAAUACAGUAGGAUCUUUCCUAUGUUCCUGUCGGUCCGGCUUCGUGCUUAUAAACAGGAGAGCCUGUGCAGAUAUAAACGAAUGUUCUGUGAAUAAUGGCGGCUGUAGCCAAAGAUGUACCAACAAUCCCGGAUCUUUCAGCUGUUCAUGUGACACUGGAUUCAGUCUGGACUCCAAUGGAAGGACAUGCUCAGCUACUCAGCCACCCAACCCGUGCCUGACUAACAAUGGCGGUUGUCAACAGAUUUGUACGAACAAUGGAGGCUCAGCCCAGUGUUCAUGUAAUGCUGGUUUUACCUUGGAUAGCAACGGGAUGACUUGUACUGUGGAUCAACCACCAAAUCCUUGUCUAAUUGGAAAUGGCGGCUGCCAACAGAUUUGUAUGAACAAUGGGGGAACAGCCCUGUGCUCAUGUAAUGUUGGAUUUACCACAAACAAUAACGGAGUGACUUGUGUUGCCAAUAUACCUCCCACAACUGCUCAGCCAGCAACAACCAACCUGUUGCCAAGUAGCAAUCUACCUCCGGCAUCAAACACACCUCCGGGAAACAACCAGGCACAAAACCCUUGCCUGAUAAACAACGGGGGUUGCCAACAGACAUGUAGAAACAACGGCGGGAUACCGCGGUGCACUUGCCUUGCUGGCUUCUCCCUGAACCCCGAUGGGAGAACUUGCACUGCAUUCAUCUUCAUAAACUCAAGUCUCGCGGACCAGAACAUCUUUGGUGGUUUCCCGCUGAAUGGUGUAUCUUUUGAGAGCUGUUUAAUCAUAUGUCUCCUGACCACGAGUUGCGGGGCGCUUUCCUUUGACAACCAAAACGCUUGCGUUCUUCACCCUGUAAACACAGCAUGUGGACAGACGUUCCCACAAGCUGGGACGACACUUUACCGGUUGACCACGUGUCCAUCAGCUGAUGCAGCACCACUUUCUAACAUUGGAUUCUUUUUUCAAGUUAUAAGAGCACUUUUUGGUCUUUAGAAACCUUAAGUGUCACCAAAUGUUCGCCACGUCCUCCAGACAGGUACAUACAGAUGAAGUGUCAAGUAACCCCGCAGUAGUCACAUUGAAAUGGGAGAGCGCUUGUGUAGACUCUUGAAUCUGUUGUAACUUCUGGUAUGGAGAAAAUGCCUCCAACAGAGGUGGAUCUUUGAUUUCAUCAAUUUACUGGCAUACAUGUGCGAACUUUACCCGUUAAAUAAAUG